GGACGUGUUUUUGUGGCUCGACACAGAGUCACCCGUCGUAAUUGAUGAAGGCGACGCCGAUGAAGAUGGUAUUCCUGGAAUUAGUGGACGAGAUUCUAUUGAUGUUGACUCUGAUGCUCUUGCUUCCUAUAUGUUUCGUGUUAUAGCGAAGUCAGAUAGCAAAACGUAACCAACCUUUUAAUGACAUAACUGCCUACAAUCAGGAUCAGGGCAACCCAGAGCAUGAGUCUGCAUACACAAGAUAUGAUCACUCAAGCUUUUGAAAUAGAAAGAUGAAGCAUGCUAAGGCCAUCAUGGGGGGAAGAAGAAGUUUUGACAGAGAAAAUCUCACUGGCGGGAUAUUAUCUGGUGGGAAGCGUAACCAAUGUGUCAUUUUACCGGCCAAUGUCCCUAUGGUUGCUGAUUCCUUUGAGCGAAGAAACCAGAACUGGAUUGCUCGGGCAAAUUCGCCUCCUGAUCUGAUCAUACAAGUUGGGGAUUCCAGCUUUCACUUGCAUAAGCUUCCUAUGGUGUCAAGAAGUGAAUAUUUGAAUAGGCUCGUCUUUGACAGGAGUAGCAAUAGAGAGAGUGCCGAUAACAUCCUCAAAAUUCAAGUAGAAAAUCUUCCAGGUGGUGCAAAAACCUUUGAAUUGGUGGUGAAGUUCUGUUAUGGGUGGAAAAUUGAAAUAACAGCAAGCAAUGUCGCCUCACUCUAUUGUGCUGCACAUUUCUUGGAAAUGAGUGACGACCUUGAAAAAGGAAAUCUGAUUUCCAAGUCAGACGCUUUUCUGAGCUUUCUCAUGUUAUCUUCAUGGAAAGACACCUUCCGUAUUCUUAAAUGCAGCGAACCCAUUUCCUCUUGGGCCAAGGAAUUAGACAUAGUGAAACGCUGCACAGAAGCAAUAGCUUGGAAGGCUUGCAUUAACCCAAAAGCAUUCAGUUUUGAUUUUGAACAUGCAGAGUUCUUCAAUGCUCAAGCAAGAAAAAUCACAGAAGAUGAAAGCAGUGCAGAUACUUGGUGGUUUGAAGAUGUAUCAUCCCUUCGAAUAGAUCACUUCAUUGAGGUGAUUCAGUCUAUUAAAAGACGAGGAAUGAAAUCAGAUCUAGUUGGAUCAUGCAUAGCACAGUGGACCACUAAGUGGCUUUCCCAAGUCACGUUAGGACUAGAGAAGAUGACUCCCAAACACAUAACCCACCAAUUACACAGAGUUACAGUGGAAUGCUUGAUCAAAAUACUUCCCGCUGAAGAAAACUCAGUCCCUUGCAAUUUCUUGCUUCACCUGCUCAAGACAGGGGUGAUGCUGAAAAUAAACCCAGAAUUGUUGAACAUGCUUGAAAGAAGAGUAGCUUUCAUGUUGGAACAGUGUCGUGUUGAAGAUCUCUUGGUUAAGAAUCAAGCAGGGGACAAUGAUUCUACCUAUGAUGUGGCUGUUGUUCACUGGGUAUUACAAUUUUAUGUUUCUUACAUGUUUACUGAUAGUGCAGCGAAAUUUCAUGUUGUUGGGAGCUUGGUGGAUGGGUAUCUAACACAAAUUGCAAGGGACGAGAAUGUCACAGUGGAAAGCUUCCAAUCAAUUGUUGAAGUUCUGCCUCAAAAUGCUCGUUACUGUGAUGACAGCCUCUACAGAGCCAUUGACGUAUACCUCAAGGCACACCCAGAUUUGACAGAAGAAGAAAGAACAAGGUUGUGUAAAGUUCUGGAGUAUCAUAGAUUAUCACAAGAAGCACGCCAGCAUGUGAUGAAGAAUGAGAGGUUGCCCUUGAAACUGACAACGAGAUUCGUGCUUCUAGAGCAAGUGAGCAUGACGAGAUCAAUGACGAAGAAGAAUUACCGAAGAACAGGCACUCAGACGAUCAUCAGAGUAAGCAAAGAUUUUGAGAACGGAUGGUUGAAUGCCGCCGGCCAGGAGAUACAGACGAUGAGGAAAGACAUGGAAAUGAUGAAGUCGCAGCUUAAGGAUCUGCUUACUUGCAAAAUAAAGCUUCAAAAGCAACUCAAGAGAUUCGUUGGCUGAAACUACACCUGCUUCUUCUUCAUCAUCGUCAUCGUUGUCCAUGGUGUUUCUUGAAACGUGUUUUUGAUUUGAUUAAAACGAGGUCGGACAUAAUACCUCUUAAAUCUGAUGUACCGGUGCUUAUGUAUUUCAUGGUGAUUGUUAAAAUCUUUACUUAUACUUA
This is a messenger RNA of Prosopis cineraria, 2157 nucleotides long. RefSeq names its product coleoptile phototropism protein 1-like. The record is from RefSeq and is a predicted model, not a curated record. The coding region runs from base 273 to 1994 and encodes 573 amino acids. NCBI's taxonomy places the organism in Eukaryota, Viridiplantae, Streptophyta, Magnoliopsida, Fabales, Fabaceae. Gene Ontology annotation, molecular function: protein binding. The transcript is spliced from 4 exons.